This is a messenger RNA of Ochotona curzoniae (black-lipped pika), 2018 nucleotides long. It is a transcript of the gene UBQLNL, whose product is annotated as ubiquilin like. The transcript has a single exon. Lineage: Eukaryota; Metazoa; Chordata; Mammalia; Lagomorpha; Ochotonidae. The record is from RefSeq and is a predicted model, not a curated record. Gene Ontology annotation, cellular component: cytosol. Gene Ontology annotation, molecular function: polyubiquitin modification-dependent protein binding. Gene Ontology annotation, biological process: ubiquitin-dependent protein catabolic process. The coding region runs from base 1 to 1824 and encodes 607 amino acids.
AUGCCACAUGUCAUCUCUCGAACACCCAGGAUGUCCCACGGCAGGCAUCCUUCAGAUCGCCCUGAAGACAUGAAAAUCUCCUCCAGUGUCACUCGAGUAAUAGUGAAGACACCAGGCAACCAGAAAGACUUUGUUGUAGCUGAUGAUACCUCGGUGAGGCAGUUCAAGGAGAAGUUAUCAGCUCAUUUCAAAUGCCAAAUGGAUCAACUGGUGCUGGUCUUCAUGGGCCGUCUUCUCAAAGACCAUGACACACUGGGCCAGUGGGGCAUAGUGGAUGGCCACAUCAUCCACCUGGUCAUCAAGUCCAAGCAUGGCUCCAGAUCCCUAGCCCAUUCUUCUCGGAACCUGUCAACAAAUGAGUCGUGCCACCAGGAGAGAAACACCAAAGGAAAGAGCAGCGAGGUGUGCCAGCCUGCUGAUAAGAGUCAAGCAUCGGGGGAAUCAGUCCUGUUUGUGGAGUCUGCUGUGCCCAAGCUACAUACCCAGGAUCUGGAAGUAGGUCAGUCAGAACACAUAGCACAGAUACUAGGGAAUCCUAGUAUCCAGCGACUGCUGUCUAACAUGGAGUUCAUGCAGCAGUUCAUUUCUGAACACCUAGACAUGCAGCAAUUGAUUCAGCAGAACCCAGAAGUCUUUCACCUCCUUGACAAUUCUGACAUUUUAUGUCAAACUUUGGAGCUGGCGAGAAGCCUUGCCACGAUCCAAGAGGCAAUGCAGAUACAACGACCCGCACAGACUCUUGAGCAUUCAGUUAAUCUGCCACACUCCCUGGCCUUAGAUACAAUUGAAGGUGGGAACAAUGUCAUGAAUCAGAGCUGUGCUGAUACUACUGACCAAAUCAACAGUUUGCAAGACCCUUUUGGGGGUAACCUUUUCACAGCCUUGUUAGCAGGACAAGCACCAGAAGAAGCAGAAGACCAACCUUCAUCUCUGUCUCUGCCAUCCUCUCAGCUCUCCACAACCCGGGUCAUCUAUACUAGUUCCCAUGCCUUAUCCUCAAUCACUUCAACCAACACCACCAUCAGUGGGGUCAACUGUACUUCUAGGGACAAUGUUGCCACGGUUUCCACCAAGGAUAGGGGUAAUAUCUGUACCAUUCAACAGCCAGCAAGAACAUCAGCUUUAUCUGGUAUGAAGUUCAAUCAGCAGCCUCAGGAAGAAGACAAGAAUGGUAUCAUCUCUCUAGAGAGUUCUGAGCAGAGAUUAGAGGAUGAUCUCCAGCUGUCAGAUGAGCAAACCAACUCCCACAUCACAGGAGGCAUGACUCAGUUUCUUAUGAGCAACCCCUGCCUGGCAGCUCAGAUGAUGAUGUUCAUGAAUAUACCCCAGCUGAGUGAACAGUGCAGGCAACAGCUGCCCACAUUCUUGCAACAGACUCAGCUUUCUGAUCUGCUUCUAUCUCUAGCCAAUCCUAAAACAUCACAAGCAAUAUUGCAGAUUGAGCAGGGUCUCCAGCUGCUGGUCACAGAAGCUCCUAUUCUUCUACCCUGGGUUGCCCCCUAUCUAUGGCGCCUGGGUUGGCUCCCUGCCCCCAGCUGUAAUUAUCCUGAUGCAGUUCCCUUGACCAGUGAUGCUCCAGAGGUGGCUGACCCCAAAGCACCUGAGUGUUGUCAUAAAUCUGAAGCUGUCCUACAAAGGCUACAGACCCUAGCUGGAGACCUUUCCCACCCUCUACAAGCCCCUGAAAUUCGAUUCAGCAAGCAGAUGGAAUGUCUCCAGGCUAUGGGAUUUGGGAAUCACCAUGCCAACCUCCAGGCCCUCAUUGCUACCGAGGGGGACACCAAUGCUGCUAUCUGCAAGCUCAAGAGAACCCGGAGAUUCUAAUCCAUCACACCUACCUGUUUUCUUACUAACAGAUCAGACACAGUUGAUCACCUCACUUGCUUUUUCUGCCUCUCCUGAUACUUCUGUGCAGAAAAAGUCCUGGAAGAGAAGCACUCAACCCAUGCUUUCGCUGCUGAGUAACAGACCAUUGGUCAUGGCUGGAAGAUCUGUCAAUAAAAUGGCUACACCUACUU